UAUAAACAUAAAUAAUUAUUUUUAUUAUUUUUAUUCUAUGAAAAUUUCACCUGUGCGACUCUUUUAAUCUCUCUCUUUUCGUUUGGUUUGGGUUUCUCAUUGAAUUUGCUUGGCGAUUGCCCAAAUCUAGGGUUAGGGUUUGUUUUUGUUUAAUUUUGAUUGAGGUGAAGGUUAAUUUUAUAUUGUAGUUAGCACUAAUAGUAUGGGAGGAGGCAAUGGAGGAGGAGGAGGAGGAGGAGAUGAGGUGAGUGAGUCAUCCACCGGCGGAGAAGGAGGCGGAGUAAAGGUGAACAUUAGGUGCUCUAAUGGAUCCAAAUUCUUCGUCGAUAUUAACUUGACGGAGACGGUCGAAACGUUUAAAACACUACUCGCCGGAAAGUGUGAUGUUCCCGCGGAUCAGCAGCGCUUGAUUUAUAAGGGACGGAUCCUGAAAGAUGAUCAGACCUUGCAAUCCUAUGGCUUGGAGGCAGAUCAUACUGUCCACUUAGUUCGUGGUUUUGCACCAACUCCAGCAGCUAAUACGACUCCUGCAACCAAUACUGGAGGUUCAAACAACACUACAACUAAUACAAGGGAUGUUGGGUCUAAUGAAGGUGGAGCUCUCGGAGGAUCUGAUUUUGGAAUGUUUCCAGGGAUGCGUUUAAAUGGCUUAGGCGGCAGUGGUGGUUUGUUUGGAGCUGGACUUCCAGAGUUUGAACAGGUGCAACAGCAAUUGACUCGGAAUCCCAACAUGAUGAGAGAAAUAAUGAAUACUCCUGUUGUUCAGAGCUUAAUGAAUAAUCCUGAGAUCAUGCGGAACUUGAUCAUGAAUAAUCCUCAAAUGCGUGAAAUCAUUGAUCGAAAUCCUGAGCUUGCUCAUAUUCUUAAUGAUCCUAGCACCCUCCGUCAAACACUUGAAGCUGCAAGAAAUCCUGAACUUAUGCGUGAGAUGAUGCGCAAUACUGAUAGAGCAAUGAGCAACAUUGAAUCUUCUCCUGAAGGUUUUAAUAUGCUUCGGCGCAUGUAUGAAACUGUUCAGGAGCCAUUCUUGAAUGCAACCACAAUGGCUGGAAAUACUGGAGCUGAUGGUGCAAACCCAUUUGCAGCUCUUUUGGGGAACCAAGCAGGAAACCAAGCUGGUGUUGGUACAGCUAAUCCAUCAACAACUAAUUCCGAGUCCCCCACUGGUUCUCCAGCUCCAAAUACUAACCCACUGCCAAACCCAUGGACUGCUACUGGGACAGCUGGUGGUGGCGGCUUAAAUAACACGGCACGAUCAAAUACUGCUGGAGAUGCUAGACCACAGACUCCUGCAGGUCUUGGUGGACUUGGUCUUCCAGAGUUUGACAGCCUGUUCGGUUCUAUGACAGACACUAAUUUAGUGAAUCAAAUGGUGCAAAAUCCUGGUAUUUCACAAAUAAUGCAAAGCCUCCUUUCAAAUCCCCAAUACUUGAACCAGGUUCUUGGUGCUAAUCCUCAAUUCCGAAGCCUUCUUGAUUCUAAUUCUCAAUUUAGAGAAAUGUUGCAAAAUCCAGAUUUUCUUCGUCAGUUGACUUCUCCUGAGACGAUGCAGCAACUUUUGACUUUGCAGCAAGCUCUAUUCUCCCAGCUUGGUCGGCAGCAGUCAACUCAGGAACCAGGGCAGACAGGGGCAGGAACAGGACCACCGAAUAACAUGGGGUUAGAGAUGAUGAUGAAUAUGUUUGGCGGCCUUGGGGCAGGCAGCCUUGCUGCUCCCAACAGACCCAGUGGUCCCCCUGAAGAAGUAUAUGCAACCCAGUUGUUACAGCUUCAAGAAAUGGGCUUCUUCGACACACAAGAGAACAUACGAGCGCUCACCGCCACUGCAGGGAAUGUGCAUGCUGCAGUGGAGCGAUUGUUGGGGAAUCCCGGUCAGUAAUUUGAUUAAUGUCCGGCCAGUAAGAGGUGGCCGUUGGGACUUGCUCAAGCGUAGAUCUGAGAUGUAUUGAAGCCCUCUUUUUGGGUAAUAAUAAGUUUUAAAUUAUGAUCAUAGUUAGGGCUGUGGACACUGAACCAUCUCUUCUCUCCCUCCCUCUCUCUAUCCACCCGGAGUGUCAUGUACAUACUUCUAUAUUAAGAUUUGUUAUAUGAAUUGCCUGCAAAAUUCCUUUAACUUUAUUAAUUUCAUUAUUCUCAUUUUGUUUGUUC
This is a messenger RNA of Mercurialis annua (annual mercury), 2148 nucleotides long. RefSeq names its product ubiquitin domain-containing protein DSK2a-like. The record is from RefSeq and is a predicted model, not a curated record. Gene Ontology annotation, cellular component: cytosol. Gene Ontology annotation, biological process: ubiquitin-dependent protein catabolic process. The coding region runs from base 203 to 1879 and encodes 558 amino acids. Gene Ontology annotation, molecular function: polyubiquitin modification-dependent protein binding. Lineage: Eukaryota; Viridiplantae; Streptophyta; Magnoliopsida; Malpighiales; Euphorbiaceae. The transcript is spliced from 8 exons.